Rhizoctonia solani is the source of this 3198-nucleotide messenger RNA. RefSeq names its product Retrotransposable element Tf2 protein. Gene Ontology annotation, molecular function: nucleic acid binding. Gene Ontology annotation, biological process: DNA integration. Bases 1 to 3198 code for a protein of 1065 amino acids. Lineage: Eukaryota; Fungi; Basidiomycota; Agaricomycetes; Cantharellales; Ceratobasidiaceae. The transcript is spliced from 4 exons. The record is from RefSeq and is a predicted model, not a curated record.
AUGACAUGGCUCACAUUGGAAGCCCCCUUGAUUGACUGGCAACAGGGACUUGUCACGUUUCCUGAACAGGCCCAAAUAGCAUCCAAAGAAGAAGCAGAUAUCAACCCAUUAGCAGACCUUCCGGGACAGUACCAUGAAUUCGCUAAGGUCUUUGGGGAAGAAGAGUUCAAAGUCUUACCCCCCCAUAGGGAAUACAAUAUAGCUAUUGACUUAUUACUGGACGCCAAACUCUCACCUGGUCCAAUUUAUGGCAUGACUGACGCAGAAUCCAAGGCGCUGAAACAACACAUUGAUGAGGAGCUAGCAACGGGCAAGAUCCGCCCUAGUACCUCCUUGGCAGGUGCCCCAGUCAUGUUUGUGAAAAAAGCAGACGGAUCCCUCAGGCUAGUUGUUGAUUAUAGGAAGCUGAAUGACGUCACCCAUAAAAAUGUAUAUCCUUUACCAAGGCAGGACAAUCUCAUGGCUAAACUUAGGCAUGCCAAAGUCUUCACUAAACUGGACUUACGCUGGGGAACCAAAUAUGGCCUAUUCAAAUACCUAGUUAUGCCUUUUGGUCUUACCAAUGCCCCCGCCGCGUUCCAACAUUUUAUGAACGACUUAUUCAGGGAUCUUAUUGACGUCACUGUGGUCAUAUACCUGGAUGACAUACUGAUCUUCUCAGAGAGACCCGAGGACCACCCAACCCACGUCAGAGAAGUCCUAUCACAACUACUGAAGAACCAGUUGUUCUGCAAGCUGUCCAAAUGUCACUUCCACGUUACCACCAUGGAUUAUCUAGGAAUUGUCAUCUCACCUGCAGGCUUCUCAAUGGAUCAAAAGAAGAUAGAAGCCGUCACUUCCUGGCCCACACCCAGAACAGUCAAUUUGGUAGCACGUUCCCUGCACAACCUUACAAAAAAGGAAACCCCAUGGUCCUGGGGUAACCAAGAAGAAGAGGCAUUCCAAGAACUGAAAUCCCUGGUCACAAAGUCCCCAGUCCUGAUUCAUUCCAACCCCAAACUCCCCUACUACCUAGAGACAGACGCAUCAGGAGUAGCCAUGGGGGCAAUCCUUAGUCAACAAGGCCCGGACAACAGACUACAUCCGAUUGCCUAUAUGUCAAAAUUGUUCUCAGGAGCAGAAGCAAACUAUGACACCCACAAUAAAGAGCUUCUAGCAAUCAUUAAAGCCCUGGAGGAAUGGAGGAUCUUCUUAGAAGCCACGGACAAACCAGUACAGGUGUUCACAGAUCAUCGCAACCUUGAAUAUUGGAUGCAGGCAAGAACCUUCAACCAACAACAUGCUAGAUGGCGCGUAUUCCUGAGUGAUUUCAAUUUUGAGAUACAUUAUUGCCCAGGGAAACAAUCAGGAAAACCUGACGCCUUAUCCAGGAGGUCAGAUUAUACGGAUACGCCCCAGGAACCAGAGGUUAUGCUACCAGCCGAGGUAUUUGCCAACACAUCAGAAGAGGAACUUGAAAUUGUCACAGAAGUCCGGAACAAACUAAGGGAGGACCCAUCCCUAGAACCUAUCAUCCAGUUUCUGACGGAAGACGCUGAUAACGCACCCCCCUCUAUCCAAAAGGCCUACCAAGACUAUGACUGGGAGGAAGACCUUCUAUGGUACCAAGGGAAACUAGUAGUCCCAGACUCAGAGCCCCUGAAAGAACAACUGCUAAAAGAAUUCCACGAUUCUCCACUGGCAGGCCACCCAGGACAACAAAGGACACUGGAAUUGAUCAGCAGGUCUUACUGGUGGCCCGGUAUGAAGUCCUCAGCCAAGGAAUGGGUCGAAUGCUGCCCAGUAUGCCAAGCCAACCGACGAGCUCACGCACCAACCAUUGCCCUUAAACCUUUAGAAGUCCCCCUGUUCCCUUUUCACACCAUCUCAUACGAUUUCAUUACGGGCUUCCCUAAGUCAAACGGGCACAAUGCAAUACUAGUAGUCAUCGACUCCUUCUCAAAGUUUGGACACUUCAUCCCAAACACAAAGAAGGUCACAGCUAAGGGCCUUGCCGACUUAUUCAUUAGUCAUGUCUGGAAACUACACGGAUUACCAGUCAAAACCAUCUCGGACCGUGGAACAACAUUCACAGGGAAAUUCCUAAGAGCUCUGUACCAACAACUUGGGGUCAAACCAGCCUUCUCCUUGGCCUACCACCCAGAGUCAGAUGGCCAAACAGAAAGGGUGAAUCAGUUCAUAGAAUUCUACCUCAGAUCAUAUGUUGCCGCCGACCACUUGGACUGGGCUACCUGGUUGCCACUAGCGGAAUAUGCCUACAAUAACGCAAAGCACUCCGCCACCGGAAGAACCCCUUUUGAAUUAGUUUAUGGAAGAAAUCCCGUCAUGAAUCCAUCUAACGUUCCUGCCAACGUCCCAGAAGCUGACCAAGUGGCCAAUACACUAGCCCGAGAAUGGCAAGAGGCGGAGUCAGCACUCAGAAUGACCAAGGAGCGCAUGACAGGCACAAAAGGAGUGGUACCAAAAUACUCUGUGGGCAAAAAAGUCUGGCUGGACAGAAAAAACGUGGAACUUAGAACAAACUCCAACAAGCUGGAUCCAAAACGGCUAGGACCGUUUGAAGUCACCAAAAAAAUCUCCAGUCACGCGUACCGCCUCAAGCUACCGGAAACUCUGAAAAUUCAUGACGUGUUCUACGUAGGAUUAUUAUCCAAGGCACACAAAUCCCCAAGCCAACCAUUCCUGGAACAACCUCCCCCUGAAACAAUAGAGGGAGAAGAGGAAUACGAGGUAGAACAGAUCAUUGACUCCAAAAGGCAACGGGGUAAAUGGUUUUACUUAAUCAAAUGGAAAGGAUAUGGACCCGAGGACAACUCAUGGGAACCAGAGGAGCUACUUGAACAUAGUCAAGAGGAGAUUGAACGCUUCAACAAGUUGCAACUGAAAAAGGCUUUUGACAGCUUCACCAAGUAUGGUAUCUUUGUCAAAUGCUCCAAAAAGCUCAAGGCACCCAAACUAGCGGAAUUGUUCCUUGAACACGUGUGGAAACGGCACGGGAUGCCUGAAAAAACAAUCUCAGAUAGGGGAAGGGUUUUCAACAACAAAUUCCUGAAAGCUCUAUACAAACGUUUGGGAAUAGACCCCCACUUCUCUUUGGCAUACCACCCUCAGAGCAACAGCCAAACGGAAUGGGUAAACCCCUCAAUAGAACAUUUCCUUAGAGCAUACUCAGGGGUUAACCAGAGGGACUUGUCCUAG